AGCAGGGGGCCCCUCUCCCCACCCCCCAUCGUGGCUGAAUUCCGACUCACCUCUUCCGUCAUCAUCCCAUCGCAUCCCGUCCCAUCCACGUCCCUCCAAUCCACCGCUUCUCCCACCCCAGCUCCUCCAUUUUCCUUCCUCCCCAGGGAUAAUAUCACCAUCUGCAGUCGUCCACCAACACCGACACCACCACCUUGAGCCUCUGUCGCUCGGCCUCCCCAGGACAAACUCCAACUCUCCAAAAUCAUCCAAGUCGCCCCCUUCCCUCCACACCCUGUGGCCUUUGUUCCUUAGUCUUCACUUUUACUUACUUUUCUUCCUGCGCUUCCGUAUUUUCACCUUCACCUUGAAUCCCAUGCAACUUGCUACGAAAUCAUCUCAGGCCAUGCGCCGUUGAUCGAUAUUCCCGAACCCGAAGCAAACAUGUUUGGAGGUUCGAGAAGGCACCGUCAGGCCAAUCAGCCAUUGACCGCCGCAACCGCAAAUCCUAACGCUGCUACCGCAGCUGCCUCGGCCUUUGCGCGACGCGCAUCCAGCUCGUCUCUGUCAUCUGCCGCCGCCGCCGCUGCCUUGCGAUCGCGACCUACAACACCCAUCAAUGUCGCCGAAGUACAGACAAAGCGGACACAAAGGCGCAGUCGAUCGGUCUCGUCGCAGCGAAGCCAGGACACUCAAAGGGACCUACACCGAUCGCCUAGCCAGAGCUCCAUGACCGAACGGACCUUCCGCUCACCUUCACCACACCGAACACCGAUGGCUGCUGCCCCCGAUGCGCCGCCAGUCCCGAAUAUUCCGGACGACAUGCGAUCCAUCACGAGCCAGAGCUCUUCCCACAAGAGGUCAACGAGCCUACAGAUGCAGCCGUUCCGCGUAGCGAGUCAGAGGAAACAAGAUGGCGCCGGAUCGUGGUUUGGAGCGGCGAACGAGGGCAAUUUGGCCAACGUGAGAACGUCGGAUGCCCCAAUGCGCGUCGCCUCUCCAGAGUCUCGCCCGGGAGCUCGAUUUGUCUCACCCCGCCGAUCAGAGUCAGCAGCGUCGCGCCACACAACGGCGUCAGAUACUCAGUCACUCGUGUAUGAUCCCAAUUCGAGGAGGAUGGUUCCUAGAGUGAAUUUGUUGGUAAGCGAACAGAAAGUUCAGGAUGCUGCUGAGAAGCCCGUCAAGAAGUCAAAACACCAGCAAGGGUUAUCUAGAAGUGGUUCACACUUGGCCAAAGGUACGAUGGGUAGAGCGCAAGGCACUGCAGUUGAAGAGCUCACGCCUGCGCCUCUCCCUGCACCGGCAACGGCGCCGAAGCAACAACCACAACUUCGAGUUCCUACCGGGGCUCCUGAGCAACAAAGCCAGCCUCAGACUGAGGAGACUGUACCGCCGAAGACUAUACCGACACACCACCAGCAACCGUCUCCAGCACCUGUCGUAACCACUAAACAGUUUUCUCAACGUGAACCAGAAACCGCCCACACGCAACCGGCAUCCAACCUCGAGGUAGAGCAGCCGGUUGUGCAGGAUGUACGUAAGAGUGAUGGUGCUACGAUUCUGCCGCAUUCGGAACCCCGCCAAGGCGCGCCCAGAUUAGGAAGGAAACCUUCUAUAGUACAGGAGGAAUCCGAGGACGACCUCGAGGACUCCGACGAGGGCGAAGCCGCGCAGCCUCCGGUGCGCCACGAUAUUUCUGAUGUUCUUGACGCCGUACCUGUGAGGUCUUCAGCACCCCCGAAGCAACCAACGCUGUCAUCCGAAAGCACAGCUGUCGAAGCUCCAGCACAGAUGUCGUCUCAAAGGCAACCUAGUCCUCCACAGCUUAAGCAGCAUGGCAGUAUCAGAAACGGACGUGCGCACUCGAGCAGUCCUGCAAGAUCAGCACGCUUUGCAUUAGGCGCAGAUCAGUUAGCCAUCAGGCACGAGCCUCCUCCACGAUCCGUCUCGCCUCGAAAGUCCGCCAUGAAACAUUCAGUUAGCCCAUCCCGCGGUGCCUCACCGUCAGAUGAGGGCUCUGAAGCAUCGGGGCCAAGCCGGUUUGGCAGCGAGGCCACCGCCGUGGAGGCGCCAGUGCCACGCAAAAAGAGUGUACGAGUCAGCUUUGACGAUGAGAACACUAAGGUCGUAGGACAAUCCGCUGCAAAGCCGGAGCUGGAUUCACCUCUUCCCCUUAGUCCUCAAAACACGAAAAGACAUUGGUACAACCACCUGGGCCGAAGCCGAAAGAAAGAUGCAGUUGCCCUGGAUGAAGACGAAGUCAUGCAACCACGACCCGCCUUGCCCACAUUCGGCAGCGUUCGUGAAAAGAUGCCGCGGGACAGUGAGGAGGAGCGGCCACUCGUACGGCCCACUGAAUCACCGACGACAUCCGGCCCAGAUACCCCAGAUCGCACACCGGACCGGUCAAUCCCACUUGGUCAGUCCAACGAUCACAAUGUUGGCUCGAUUCUCCAUCUUCAGGAGCAGACGGCUAGAAACCCUGCAAACAUAUCGAGAUUCAGAGAGCCAUUGCCGCCCGUGGUUACGUCGAUGGAAGGUAGCGGCUAUUAUUCUCCCAGCAGCACGAGUUCGGAAGAUGAAGACGAGGCAGAAGUUUUCCAGGACUCAGAGGUUAUCCAGGAGCCCGCGCCAACCUUGCCUCCUGCGCAAGUCAAGGAGGAAAUCAUUGCCGAUCAUCCUGAGUUGGUCGACCAGCCGCAGUAUUCGACAGAUCCUGCUCACGAGAAUAAUACUGAACGGCAAGAGGAUAUCCUCCCUUCUAUCUCCGUUAUUCAACCGACACCAACUCCCAGGGAGGCAGUUAGCAAUCACCCAGCCAGUCUGUCAGGUUCAAGCUACUUUGAUGUUCCGGGAGGUUUCCCGAGCGACGACAGCGAGGAUAAUGUUCCGCACACCCGUGCGGUGCCCACCACAGAUGUGACGAAGCAUGAUCCGCCGACAUCGACGACAGUUCCCAACGGCGCCGCCAAAUCUUUCGCAAUUGCCGUUCCCAAAUCCACUCCCACCGAUGAAUCUGCGUCCGAAGGCGACAGCAUCUACAGUGACGCAUACGAAGACCUCUCAGAUAUCGACGGAGACGGUUUCAUGUCUCUCGACGCCGUCGUCGCAUCGCCCGUUUCCGACAAGGUUUCUCAGAAGCUCUACAAGAAGGCUCUAGCAGAUUCUCAAAAGGAGACCGCCCACGACGCUGAUGUCUCAGGAACGCACGAUGCGCCGGACGUUUCGCAGUUGUCAAAUAGCUCGCGGCAACCAGAGGAUGAGUGGGAGAAGGCCAAGCUCUACUGGAAAGGAUUGACAAGUGACAAGCGGAAACAACUCGAGCAAGAGGCGCUGGAGGAAGCCGGGGCCGAAGGCGACCUCGAAGAGGUUGUCCAGCCUGUGAAGCCCAAGAGGAAGAAAUCUGUUCGCAAGAGCGACCCUGUCGAACAACAGCAGGCUUCCACCAACCCAGAACGCAUUUACCAAAUCCAGCCUGGAACGAGAGCCGCCGAUGAAGAGGAUGAAGCAGAGCCGCCAGUCGCUAUCCGGAAGACUAUGCGAGGACGACACGCUCAGGAGGCAGCGCCAGCUAAUGGAAGACUCCAGAAGACAAUGCGUGGUGCACCUAAUCAGUCAGCCGCGGCUACAAACUCCGGCAUGCGAAGGUCGAUGCGAUCGGACAAUCAAACUCCUCAAGGCUCUCACCAAGUACAAGCUGCGGCUCCUGGAGGCAUGAGAAAGUCUAUGAGACAGACUGGCUCGUCUCAACCAGGGGCUAUUCCCCAACAAAGGGCGGCCCCCGCAACGUUGACAAGCCAGGAUACUCGUUCUAAGCACCUCUCCAUGGACAGCACAAUGUCAAGCGUUGAAAUGGCGAAAGCCAUGCAAGCAGCGAUGCAGUCGACACCUCGUCGACGAGGAUCCGAUUCCAGCGAGACCAGCUUUCGACGGUCUCGGCCAAAGCAGGAAGGAUUUGGCUUCCGGAAAUCGAUGCGAUCUAACGGGGAGGCCGAGCAGGCGGCGGCUGGUAGGAACUCGCGCUUCAGCCUCCGGUCAAUGUCUCCACCCGCCUCGCCGUCUCAGCCACCGAUCAGCAUGGGCAACCGUACAACUAUGCGAGGCACGCUGCGAAGUGAUUCAAGUGAUGGAAGCACGCGUCGCAUGCGCCUACCGUCUUUUGGCAAGUCAUCUUCCAAAAAGGUGGCGGGAAACCCGGCGACACCGGGGAAGAGCCGCUUUGGCGAUUCGAGCGACGAAGACGAUGCUGGGCCCUCUGGAUUCCGCAGCCGCUUUGUCGACUCUAGCGACGAAGAUGAAAAGACAGCGCCUGCAUCCGCACCGCACAACAUGCCGAAGAGCAUGCGCGCAUCAAGCUCCGCUGCGGCGGCUGCAAUGAAGGUUCCCCCUCCUCGAUACGACGAAAAGGCAGAAGAUUCUCCCGACCUGCCUGACAGCAGCGACGAAGAGGCGCCGCCGCUGCCGGUUUUGCAAAAGCCCAAACUGUCUCCGAGAAAGGUCUCUGGCGCUAGCGGCCGCCUGGUGAAGUCUCAAACGGACGGUCAUGGCUUGCCGUCCUCGGGGUCUCCUCGUGGAGGGCUUAUGGAGUCAUCCACGGCUCCUGUCGUCAACACCCGACCAAACCACGAACGCAGAGGCAGCUUCCUCUCUAUUCUUCGGCGCAGAAAGGACUCUGAUGCCGGGAAGAUCUCUCGGCCCGCCGCUGGCGAGAGCGGUGCCAGGAUGGACACGAAACUCGAGCGCAGCGCCUCGGAGAUCUCGGCUCUCCGUGGCAUAAACGGGUCGAAGCUCCAGAAGCUACCCAUGGAGAACUGGCCCCUCGUUGAGGAGAACUUUGACGAUGAGAAGCGCCCGAUGACAGCUGAUAACAACAAGCACGUGGACGCGUCCAGGCCGACGUUUAUGAAGCGCCGUAGCACCAACCAGGUACUUACCUCAGGGUAUCAAGAAGACCAAGAGAGCGUCCAGUUGGAUCCCUCGGGCAAGAAGAAGAAGAAGUUUGGCACGCUCAGGCGCAUGUUCAAGCUUGAUGACUAGUCGUCCGGGGUAUGCUGUUCA
Messenger RNA from Colletotrichum godetiae, 5037 nucleotides. RefSeq lists its product as uncharacterized. The record is from RefSeq and is a predicted model, not a curated record. NCBI's taxonomy places the organism in Eukaryota, Fungi, Ascomycota, Sordariomycetes, Glomerellales, Glomerellaceae. The transcript has 3 exons. The coding region runs from base 424 to 5016 and encodes 1530 amino acids.